CUCAUCAUACUAAGAUUAUAUCUUUGAUUUAUUUAAUAUCAUGAUGGUAAAAUUAGUCAUUAAAUCUUGAUUUGACCUCCAAAUAGACAAUUUAAUUCAGAUAGGAUCGUCAAAACCGAGGGAAAAAAAAAGUUACAGAAUUGCUUUCAGCUAGCUAUAUAUAUUAUGUAUGAAACUAAGUUCCUGGUGUCAAGUCGUUAAGGUUUCAUUUAUAAGAAAUGACACUUGAAGCUCUUUCUUCUAAUGAGUUCUUGAACUUCAUCAUCUAUGAUACUAUCUCUGCAACCCCAUAUAGCAACCAUGAUUCUUUAGAAACCGCAGCCGGUUUCUCAUUGGGAAAUGACAAAACAACGCCUCAAGUUCUUCAAGACCAAGUUCUUAAUAUUGGUGCUUUGAAUGCCUCUUCGUUUUCACCAAUGACUAGACAACGUCGCGCUGGGGGAGUCGAAGCAUUGGACAAGAAGCAGCACCUGGCAGUGCAAGGGAGGAAAAAGAGAAGAAGAAAGCCGAGAGUUUGCAAAAACAAAGAGGAAGCUGAGACACAAAGAAUGACACACAUUGCUGUUGAGAGAAACCGCCGUAAACAAAUGAAUGAGCAUCUUGCUGUGCUGCGUUCACUCAUGCCUGAAUCUUACGUGCAAAGGGGUGACCAGGCUUCCAUUGUAGGAGGAGCUAUAGAGUUUUUAAAGGAACUAGAGCAUCUUCUGCAGUCACUUGAGACUCAAAAGCUCCAAUUACUACAAAAUAGAGAAAAUGCAGCAGCUGCUAAUAACAAAGACAGCAGCUUCUCUGUCUCUGAAAUGGUGCCACCACCUUUUGCACAAUUUUUUGUGUACCCUCAAUACACAUGGUCUCAGAUCCCUAACAAGUUUACAUCCAAGACAAAAGCAGCCAUAGCUGAUAUCGAGGUCACCUUGAUUGAAACUCAUGCAAAUCUUAGAAUCCUUUCUAGGACAAACCCUAGACACCUCUCUAAACUAGUUGCUGGUUUUCACUCGCUUCAGCUCUCCAUUCUUCACCUUAAUGUCACCACCAUGGACCCAUUGGCCCUCUACUCUAUCAGUGCUAAGGUUGAAGAAGGAUGCCAACUGACUUCAGUAGGUGACAUAGCAGCAGCUGUUCACCACAUGCUUAGGAUGAUUGAAGAAGCUCAAAAUGUUGAUGGAUUAUCAAUAAUUAAUUAGUUACCCAUAACCAGUACUCUUGGGCUUGUAGUCAUGGUGUUUCUUUUUUUCUUUUCAGAAAAAAGUUGCCCUUGUUUUUUAGUGUAUGGCUUAUAUUAAUGCUUGUCUUUUAUCUCCCCUUCAGAAUAA
This is a messenger RNA of Mangifera indica (mango), 1313 nucleotides long. RefSeq names its product transcription factor bHLH71-like. Gene Ontology annotation, molecular function: protein dimerization activity; RNA polymerase II cis-regulatory region sequence-specific DNA binding; DNA-binding transcription factor activity, RNA polymerase II-specific. The record is from RefSeq and is a predicted model, not a curated record. The transcript has 3 exons. Bases 219 to 1184 code for a protein of 321 amino acids. NCBI's taxonomy places the organism in Eukaryota, Viridiplantae, Streptophyta, Magnoliopsida, Sapindales, Anacardiaceae. Gene Ontology annotation, biological process: regulation of transcription by RNA polymerase II.